AUGACUGAUUUAGGCUUGAUGACCUACUUUCUUGGUAUGAAAGUGAAUCAGAAUGAGCAUGGUAUUUUCAUAAGCCACAGAGCUUUUGCAUUGGAGGUUCUAAGCAAAUUUUGCAUGGCAAACUGCAAAUCUGCUAGCACUCCUAUAGCUUUAGGAGAAAAACUCUCAAGCAAUAGUGAUCAUGAUCGAGUGGAUGAGAAAAGCUAUAGAAGUCUGAUUGGUUGCCUACUCUACUUGACAGCAACAAAGCCAGACAUUAUGUAUGCAGUCAGCCUUCUAUCGUGGUUCAUGCAUUGUUGUAAUGUAGCUCAUUUUAAGGCUGCUAAAAUAGUCUUAAGGUACGUCAAAAGGACCUUAGGCUAUGGUAUGAAAUUUGAGAGAGCUGAAGAACUUAAGCUGGUUGGCUAUUCAGAUAGUGAUUGGGCUGGUUCAGUUGAUGAUACGAAGAGCACAUCGAGCUACUUCUUCACUCUAGGUUCAGGAUGUAAUGGCCUAAAUUCAAGGAAACUUUUAAGUGAUUUGAAUGCUGAGCAAGUGGAAGCAACAGAGAUCAAAGUUGACAAUCAAUCAGCUGUUGCAAUUGCCAAAAAUCCUGUGUUUCAUGGCAAGACUAAGCAUUUCAAGAUCAAGUAUCAUUUUGUGAGGGAGUGA
Molecule: messenger RNA, 651 nt
Organism: Gossypium arboreum
Lineage: Eukaryota; Viridiplantae; Streptophyta; Magnoliopsida; Malvales; Malvaceae
Exons: 2
Coding region: 1-651 (216 amino acids)
Source: RefSeq, a predicted model, not a curated record